This is a messenger RNA of Chaetomium strumarium, 1322 nucleotides long. RefSeq lists its product as uncharacterized. The record is from RefSeq and is a predicted model, not a curated record. Gene Ontology annotation, molecular function: nucleic acid binding; zinc ion binding. Bases 150 to 1133 code for a protein of 327 amino acids. The transcript has a single exon. Lineage: Eukaryota; Fungi; Ascomycota; Sordariomycetes; Sordariales; Chaetomiaceae.
UGGCCUUGUCACGAAUGCUGUUCCUUGUCCACCUCUCUUAGUAAAAGACGACACACUGCUCUUAGAUUGUGAUUGUUGGUCCAUCUCAGCCACCAGUCGAUCACUCUUUAUAAGUUUAGUUCAGACCAUCGCCAGCUCUACACUCUCGGAUGAUGCCUUCCCGGAAUCGGUCCCGACAACACGGUCUCGGCGGUAGUGCACCUCGCACCUGCCACAAUUGCAAACAAGUAGGGCACAUUGCUUGGAACUGCCCUCAAAGUGCGGGACCACAGAGUCCUAAACAGAAGCAAUCGACGCUCCCACACGAAACACGGACGUCAGAGCAAUGGAGCCAGCAGAAGCGCCAGAUCGAGACCAUGGGCGCUGGUGCCUGGCAGCAAGGUCAAGAGCGCAUGGAGGGCGAACUGCAACAGUCCCUGUAUCACCUACACCACGAGCCGCUGCAGAUGCAGAACUGCCUGAGCCAGAUGGCGGCACACCGGCCCCAACACCGGCACUUACAACCGCUCCGACCAUGCCUCAAGCAGAAAACACGACCCCCCUCCCCAGCGCCCGCUCCGCAGGAUCAACCAAGCGUCUUGCCACCACAACAGCUACCACCCACUCCCGCGGAGUCAUCCCCGGAGCCGGAGUCCGCUCCGCAGCACACCAACCAACCCGCGCCAGAAGUAUUGACCGUCACCGAGCGGCUUUCCAUCCUCAAUGGAUUAAGCGAGGCCCUCACCAAGGCCCUCUAUAACACACGUAACAUCAUCACCGACCACGAACAGCGACUGGCACAGCGCGAGACGCGCCCGCCCCGACUAGACGAAAUCACGAGCUUCUUCGGGAUGCUUGAGCGCACCGCCGAGCAAGCCACAGCCCAGCUCAGGGAGUACCACCGCGCCUCUGGCCAUUCUUCAUCUCAUACGCUAGGCGAUACAGAGCAGCAGUUCUGUGCUUCCUGGGAGAUGGUAGUCAGGGGCUUUGCGGAGGUGGAGGAUUGGGAGAGACGGUUUUCGGAGCGUACCACCAAGGAUGAAGAUUUAGACUUGGUGUGGGAGGGGUAUGUGGCGGCUAUGAAGGAGUUUGGGACGCUGGUGAAGCGAUUUGAGGAGGAGCAUUUGAUGGGAGAUGCAGAGGAGGAGCUUUAGUCGGCCGAGGUCUUCAGAUUGACAAAAGAAAAGAAUGUAUUUUAGACUUUGUUGGAGGAAGGCAAAAUUGCUUAGGACGAGACGCGAUUUGAACGCGUGACCUACCGGACUGCAGCCGGUUGCUCUACCCCUGAGCUACUCGUCCAAAGUGUGGUUGAGUUGUCAUGGGCGAGAGGAGGAAAACCGCCG